Messenger RNA from Paramecium pentaurelia, 3313 nucleotides. NCBI's taxonomy places the organism in Eukaryota, Ciliophora, Oligohymenophorea, Peniculida, Parameciidae. The record is from the annotation of a GenBank genome assembly.
AUGGGUAACAAAAAUUAAAAGGAAAAAGAUAAUGAUAGUGCUAGAGCUUUUGAGCAUUACUCAAGAAGUAAAGUAAAUUAUUUAAUAUAAUUAUUUUUAGAAGCUUUAAAUUGCUUACAGAACCGAAAAAGCAAUUUUAGAAAUUAACAAAGCUUUGAAUCUUAAUCCUAUAUUUGCAGAAGCCUACACAUUAAGAAGUUCAUUGUUUUAAUUAUCAAUUUAGGUGAAUUAUAUGAAUAAAUGAAAUUGUAUGAUAAGGCUUUGAAGGAUGUAAAUUGUAGCUUGUCUAUUAACAACAAUAAUGCAGAAAGUUAUUAUUAAAGAGGUAUAAAUUAAAUCUUAAUUUAAGCAACAAUUUAUUGGAGAUAAAAAAAAUUGAAUCUAGCUUUAAAAGACUGUUGGAAGUGUAUUUAGAUUAAUGCAAACUUUGCUAUGGGGUAUAGUAGAUUAGGUAACAAAAUAAAAAUAAAUUUUUAGGCACUAUUAUGGGGGAAUUGAAAGAAAUAGAAAAAGAACUCGAAUAUCACACUGAGGCUAUAUAAAAAGAUUGUAAUUGUUAUUAUGCAUUUAUGUGUCGAGGUAACAUAAAAUUUAAUUUUUAAGGGGGCGUUUAUAUGGAUGAAAAAAAAUUUGACUAGGCAUUAAGAGAUUUAAAUUAAGCAAUUUAAAUCAAUCCACAAUAUAGUUUAGCCUUUUAUAAUAGAUGUUUUAAACUAAUUAUUUAAAAGGCUUGUUCUAUUUAAAUACUGGUGAGCAAGACAAAGCAUUAAAUGACUGUAAUAAAGCAAUCCAACUGGAUCCAAAAUUUGCUAAUUCCUAUUAUGAUAGAGGUGAAUGCUAUUCAAUAUAUAAGGUCUUAUAUAUUAAAAAAUUGGUGACAAAGCCAAGGCUUUAUAUGACUUUAAUAAAGCAAUCCAACUUGAACCAAAUAAUGUGAUAGCCUAUUAUAAGAGAGGUGAAUAUAUUUACACUUAAUAUAAAAGGAAAUUUUUAUUAAAAAAUUGGUGAGUAUGACAAUGCUAUAAAUGAUUAUAAUAAAGCAAUCCAACUUGAUCCUAAUAAUGCUAUAGCCUAUCUUAAGAGAGGUGAAUACAUUUACACUUAAUAUAAAAGGAAAUUUUUAUUAAAAAAUUGGUGAGUAUGACAAUGCUUUAAAUGACUAUAAUAUAGCAAUCCAACUUGAACCUAAUGAUGCGUCGAUCUAUCAUAAUAGAGGUGAAUACUAUUACACUCAAUAUAUAAGGCCUUUUAUAUUAUAAUAUUGGUGAGAAAGACAAUGCUUUAAAUGACUAUAAUAUAGCAAUCCAACUUGAACCUAAUGAUGCGUCGAUCUAUCAUAAUAGAGGUGAAUACUAUUACACUCAAUAUAUAAGGCCUUUUCUAUUAAAAUAUUAGUGAGAAAGACAAAGCAUUAAAUGACUAUAAUAAAGCAAUCCAACUUGAUCCAAAUAAUGCGUUAACCUAUCAUAAUAGAGGUGAUUACUAUUACACUCAAUAUAUAAGGCAUUUUCUAUUAAAAUAUUGGUGAGAAAGACAAAGCAUUAAAUGACUAUAAUAAAUCAAUCCAACUUGAUCCAAAUAAUGCAUUAACCUAUCUUAAUAGAGGUGAAUACUAUUACACUCAAUAUAUAAGGCAUUUUCUAUUAAAAUAUUGGUGAGAAAGACAAAGCAUUAAAUGACUAUAAUAAAUCAAUCCAACUUGAUCCAAAUAAUGCAUUAACCUAUCUUAAUAGAGGUGAAUACUAUUACACUCAAUAUAUAAGGCAUUUUCUAUUAAAAUAUUGGUGAGAAAGACAAAGCAUUAAAUGACUAUAAUAAAUCAAUCCAACUUGAUCCAAAUAAUGCAUUAACCUAUCUUAAUAGAGGUGAAUACUAUUACACUCAAUAUAUAAGGCAUUUUCUAUUAAAAUAUUGGUGAGAAAGACAAAGCAUUAAAUGACUAUAAUAAAUCAAUCCAACUUGAUCCAAAUAAUGCAUUAACCUAUCUUAAUAGAGGUGAAUACUAUUACACUCAAUAUAUAAGGCAUUUUCUAUUAAAAUAUUGGUGAGAAAGACAAAGCAUUAAAUGACUAUAAUAAAUCAAUCCAACUUGAUCCAAAUAAUGCAUUAACCUAUCUUAAUAGAGGUGAAUACUAUUACACUCAAUAUAUAAGGCAUUUUCUAUUAAAAUAUUGGUGAGAAAGACAAAGCAUUAAAUGACUAUAAUAAAUCAAUCCAACUUGAUCCAAAUAAUGCAUUAACCUAUCUUAAUAGAGGUGAAUACUAUUACACUCAAUAUAUAAGGCAUUUUCUAUUAAAAUAUUAGUGAGAAAGACAAAGCAUUAAAUGACUAUAAUAAAGCAAUCCAACUUGAUCCAAAUAAUGCGUUAACCUAUCAUAAUAGAGGUGAUUACUAUUACACUCAAUAUAUAAGGCAUUUUCUAUUAAAAUAUUGGUGAGAAAGACAAAGCAUUAAAUGACUAUAAUAAAUCAAUCCAACUUGAUCCAAAUAAUGCAUUAACCUAUCUUAAUAGAGGUGAAUACUAUUACACUCAAUAUAUAAGGCAUUUUCUAUUAAAAUAUUGGUGAGAAAGACAAAGCAUUAAAUGACUAUAAUAAAGCAAUCCAACUUAAACCAAAUAAUGCGUUAAACUAUCUUAAUAGAGGUGAAUACUAUUACACUCAAUAUAUAAGGCAUUUUCUAUUAAAAUAUUGGUGAGAAAGACAAAGCAUUAAAUGACUAUAAUAAAUCAAUCCAACUUGAUCCAAAUAAUGCGUUAACCUAUCAUAAUAGAGGUGAAUACUAUUACAAAAAUAUAUUAGCCAUAUUAUAUGAAAAUAUUGGUGAGAUAGACAAAGCAUUAAUUGACUAAAAUAAAAAUAUCCAACUUGAUCCAAAUAAUGCGAUAGCCCAUUACAAUAGAGGUUAAUACUAUUAUUACUAACAUUUUAGCCCUACUAUAUUAACAUAAAGGUUGGCAAGACAAAGCAUUGAAUGACUUUAAUCAAGCAUUUCAAUUAGAUCCAAAUUUUGUCAAUGCCUAUUUUGGAAAAGGUUUUAUCUCCAAAUUAGUAUUUUAGGUCUUAUCUUAUAGGAUUUGAAAUAAUUUGAACAAGCAAUAAUAUGCUUUGAUAAAGCCAUUUCUCUUGAUCCAAAUCAGAUUAAUAUUUAUUAUAACAAAGGUUUUAUGUUUAAUAUCAUUUAGCAAUUUCAUUAGAAAAAUUGAACCAAAUCUUUUAAGCAAUAAAAUAUUAUAAAUUAGCAUUAACAUUAAACCAUCCUUCUUAAAAUUAGAUUUCUUAGAAAAUCACCAAACUUCAAGGAUGCUAAUGA